GUCUACCUUAGAUUGUCCCCCCGAUUAAAGACCCAUCUCCACCGACACUCUCCAUCUUCAUCUGCAGCGCGUGGUCUUACUCGAUCGAUUCAUCUGUCCUUCAUUCGGUAGAUUUUUCUUCUAUUUUGUGAAUCACCGCAGUUGAUCACCUUCUGAUUCCAUCAUUCGUCGAUAUUCCUCGAGUCACAGCCAUUGGCGAGUCACUACCAUCAUGGCCGGCGACAGAGCUCCGGCGCGCACGCCUGCAAAGGCCACGAAGCCAGCAGCUUCUACUUCCUCAGCCAAGCAGCGAUCAAUCGUUUCCUUCUUCCAAAAAGCUGCACCCUCGACGCCUGCGGCUGCUUCGUCCCCACUGUCAAAGGUUACUCCCAGCAAACCGUCGUCCUGUCUCAAGGAGACCACCAAGGCCAACUCUCUUCCCAAGGCGAAGCUUCCUCUCAAGCCCUCCUUCAAGCUUUCCACCCCUGUUGCUAGCAGUGACGCGAUCGAACCCCCGAGUUCUCAGGAAAACAUGGAGUCCAGUGUCAAGGCUUCCACCCACACGAACAAUGCUCUCCCCAGCAGUCCGACUCGCAAGGUCAAGAAGGUCGUUGUUAGCUACGCCGAGUCCUCCGACGAAGACGAGCCAUUCAAAUACAACAAUGCAUCCGCAACCCGCCGGCGAACAAGAGCACGACCGGUUGUCAAGGAUGAGGACGACUAUGACGAGGAAGCUGAGGAUGCGGCUGAAGAUGAUGAUGAUAUAGACGACUUCGUCGUCUCCGACGGAUCCGAUGAUGACCAGCCCCGACCCACGAAGCGCAAGCGACCUACAAAGCCCCAAGCAGCUCGGAAGCGAUCGAAUCUCUCGUCGCCCGUCCCACCGCGACCAAGCAAUGAUGAGUUUGAGGACGACGACAUCAUGGACGACAUUAUGGAGGGUAUCCCCGAAACCUCUACUGCGGUUCAGUGGAACUAUAAUCCCUCCUCAACAGAGAAGCACCCCGUCACGAAGCCUGCCCAACGCGCCGCCAGGGAUCCCAAGUUCAAGGAAAAGGCACACACCAAGGAGCCCGAGGACAGAUAUCCAUGGCUAGCCAACCCCAUGGACAAGGAGAAGCGAACGCCAACCGACCCUGAGUAUGACGCCAGGACAAUCUUCAUUCCUCAAUCCGCGUGGAACAAGUUUUCUCCUUUUGAGAAGCAGUAUUGGGGAAUCAAACAGAACCUGUGGGAUACUAUUGUCUUCUUCAAGAAGGGCAAGUUCUACGAGCUCUACGAGAAUGAUGCCACUAUUGGACAUCAGGAAUUUGACUUCAAGAUGACUGACCGCGUCAACAUGCGGAUGGUUGGAGUCCCUGAGAGCUCUCUCGACCACUGGGUCAACCAGUUCAUCGCCAAACAGUACAAAGUAGCCCGUGUCGACCAGAAGGAGACCAACCUGGGCAAGGAGAUGCGAGAACGACAGGAGAAGAGCGGCAAGAAGGCAGACAAGGUUAUUUCUCGCGAGCUCGCCUGUGUCUUGACCGCGGGUACUCUUGUUGAUGGCGGUAUGCUUCAAGACGACAUGGCCUCCUACUGUGUUGCCAUCAAAGAAUCCGUCAUCGAUGAUCUGCCCGCGUUCGGUAUUGCUUUUGCCGACACUGCUACUGGCCGGUUCUAUCUGUCCAGUUUCGUGGACGACGUCGAUCUGACCAAGUUUGAGACAUUGAUCGCGCAGACGACCCCGAGAGAGCUUCUGCUCGAAAAGUCUCGCCUGUCAACCAAAGCGCUGCGAAUCCUCAAGAACAAUACUAGCCCCACCACAAUCUGGACCCAUCUCAAGCCCGGAACCGAGUUUUGGGAGGCCGACACAUUCCGCCGUGAGCUCGAUUGUGGCAAGUAUUUUGUCGGCGAGGACGGACAAGAAGAGGCAUGGCCAGAGGCUCUGCAGCAACACAAGGACGAUGACAUUGUCAUGUCGGCGACUGGGGCACUGGUCUCAUACCUUCGCUUCCUCAAGCUGGAACGCCCGCUCUUGUCGCAGGGCAACUUUGAGGCGUACAGUCCUAUCCAGCACAACGGCACGUUGGUGCUGGACGGACAGACCCUCAUCAACCUUGAAGUAUUCUCCAACUCCGUUAACGGCGGAACUGAAGGGACGCUGUUCAGUCUACUUAACAAGUGUGUGACGCCCUUCGGUAAGCGCCUUUUCCGUCAGUGGGUAGCACAUCCGCUCUGCAACAUUGACAGAAUCAAUGAGCGUCUGGAUGCUGUUGAUAUGUUGAAUGCGGAUCAGACUGUCCGCGAGCAGUUCGCCUCGCAGCUCGUCAAGAUGCCCGACCUGGAACGUCUCAUUUCCCGAAUCCACGCGGGUGCCUGCAAGCCUGAGGAUUUUGUUCGAGUCCUGGAAGGCUUUGAGCAGAUUGAAUACACCAUGGAACUCCUUUCCGCCUUCAAGGGCGGUAACGGUAUUGUGGAUCGUCUCAUCUCUUCGAUGCCAAGCCUUGAAGAUCCCCUCAGCUACUGGCGGACUGCUUUCGAUCGUCACAAGGCUCGUGAUCAGAAGAUCUUGAUCCCGGAGCGCGGCAUCGACGAAGAUUUCGAUGAGAGUCUGGAUAAAAUCGACGGCAUCAAGGAACAGCUUGCUGACCUUCUGAGUGAGAAGAAGAAAGAAUUCAAGUGCAAAACGCUCAAGUAUACCGACAUCGGUAAAGAGAUUUACCAGGUGGAGGCCCCUAAGAGUGUUAAGGUCCCCUCCAGCUGGCGUCAAAUGUCGGCGACAAAAGAUCUCAAGCGAUGGUACUUCCCGGAGCUGAGCAAGCUCGUCCGGGAGCUGCAGGAAGCUGAAGAGACCCACUCGCAGCUUGUUCGAGACGUGGCUUCGAGGUUCUUUAAGAAGUUUGACGUUGACUACGACACCUGGCUGCAAGCGAUUAAGAUCAUCUCUCAGCUCGACUGUCUUGUCAGUCUCGCCAAGGCUUCUGCAUCGCUUGGCCACCCAAGCUGCCGGCCUCAGUUCGUUGAUCAGGAGCGAAGCAUUGUUGACUUUGAGGAGCUGCGACAUCCCUGCAUGAUGAACAAUGUGGACGACUUCAUCCCCAACGACAUCAAGCUGGGUGGCGACCAAGCCAAGAUCAGUCUGCUCACCGGUGCCAACGCAGCUGGAAAAUCCACCAUUCUUCGCAUGUCAUGCACUGCUGUCAUCAUGGCGCAAGUUGGUUGCUACGUUCCUUCUAUUUCAGCACGUCUCACGCCUGUCGAUCGUAUCAUGUCUCGUCUGGGAGCCAAUGACAACAUCUUUGCAGCACAGUCCACUUUCUUCGUGGAGCUGUCCGAGACGAAGAAGAUCCUUUCAGAAGCCACGCCCCGGUCGCUGGUUAUUCUGGAUGAGCUUGGCCGAGGAACUAGCUCGUACGAUGGUGUCGCCGUGGCCCAGGCCGUGCUUCACCAGGUUGCUACCCACAUUGGUUGCGUGGGCUUCUUUGCCACGCAUUACCACUCACUAGCCACUGAGUUUGAGAACCACCCCGAGAUUCAAGCGCGAAGAAUGAAAAUUCAUGUCGACGAAGCAGAACGCCGGGUCACGUUCCUCUACAAGCUUGAGAACGGAGUUGCCGAGGGUAGUUUCGGUAUGCACUGCGCUGCCAUGUGUGGCAUCUCCAACCGGGUGAUCGAGAGAGCAGAGGUGGCAGCCAAGGAGUGGGAGCACACAAGCAGACUCAAGGACAGCCUGGACAAGGCCAAGACGGGUUGUUAUAUCCCGCUGGGCAUUCUCAGUGAUGUCGGCUCGCUGCUGGGAGACAAGGGUGACGUGAAGGCGAAGGGAUUAGAUGUCCUUCUGAAAGCCAUUGAGGCUCUGUAAUAAGGAUAGAAUCGUUUAGGGCUGGGAUCUCCAAGGCGCGAUGGAUGUUUGUACAGUAGUGGCAGGGCAGGGUUUGAGCCUCUGAUAAUGGUGCCCUGGAGGAUAUAUAACGCACGCAAUGGGCUGCGUGUGACUACGAGACGGGGAGUUUGACCAAAUGGGAUCGGAUUAAUGCACGGAGUUCCUGGUGUUCAACAAAUACAAGUGGUGGAUUCAUCUAUGCCUGAAGUACAAUCGCCGUGUCUUCAUCCAAACCAACAAAGUCAAUCGACUGCGAAGCACAUUCGGUUGAGCCCCAAAAACGAGAAAAGC
Ilyonectria robusta is the source of this 4135-nucleotide messenger RNA. RefSeq names its product muts domain V-domain-containing protein. The transcript is spliced from 5 exons. Gene Ontology annotation, biological process: mismatch repair. The record is from RefSeq and is a predicted model, not a curated record. Gene Ontology annotation, cellular component: MutSalpha complex; nucleus. Bases 212 to 3823 code for a protein of 1203 amino acids. Lineage: Eukaryota; Fungi; Ascomycota; Sordariomycetes; Hypocreales; Nectriaceae. Gene Ontology annotation, molecular function: ATP binding; mismatched DNA binding; ATP-dependent DNA damage sensor activity.